This is a messenger RNA of Colossoma macropomum (tambaqui), 1599 nucleotides long. It is a transcript of the gene ppic, whose product is annotated as peptidyl-prolyl cis-trans isomerase C. Gene Ontology annotation, molecular function: peptidyl-prolyl cis-trans isomerase activity. The transcript has 5 exons. Bases 74 to 700 code for a protein of 208 amino acids. Gene Ontology annotation, biological process: protein folding; protein peptidyl-prolyl isomerization. The record is from RefSeq and is a predicted model, not a curated record. Gene Ontology annotation, cellular component: intracellular membrane-bounded organelle. Lineage: Eukaryota; Metazoa; Chordata; Actinopteri; Characiformes; Serrasalmidae.
CGGGUGGAAAAUAAUUUCACAGUAAACACGAAAUCUCAGCAAGUCAAUACGUCGCUGACGGUCUUAUGCAGCCAUGCAUUGGGGCAGUAUGUGGCAGAAAUUUCUCAUUUUUUGUUUACCAUUUUUAGGAAAUGUGGUGGACGCCAAAGCCAAGGUCGGCCCAAAAGUAACGGAUAAGGUGUUUUUUGACAUCACGGUGGGAGGACAUGAGGUUGGCAGGAUUGUGAUUGGGCUGUUUGGAGAGGUCGUCCCUCUAACUGUGAAGAACUUUGUUGCUCUUGCCACUGGAGAGAAAGGAUAUGGUUACAAGGGCAGCAAGUUCCAUCGUGUCAUCAAAGACUUCAUGAUUCAAGGAGGUGACUUCACAGCUGGAGACGGAACAGGAGGUAAGAGCAUCUAUGGGAAGACAUUUGCAGAUGAGAACUUUAAGCUGAAGCACCAGGGCACAGGCUGGGUCAGCAUGGCCAAUGCAGGUCCCGACACCAACGGCUCUCAGUUCUUCAUCACUUUAGCAAGGGCUCCUUGGCUGGAUGGCAAGCAUGUUGUCUUUGGCAAAGUCUUGGACGGCAUGACUGUGGUUCAUACGAUUGAGCUCCAGGACACAAAUGACAGGAAUGUACCCUACACAGAGUGUGUGAUAGUAAACAGUGGGAGGAUCGAGGUCAAAGAGCCUUUUGUUGUAGAGCUGGAGGGUUGGUAGUCUGGCAGACCAGACUGAGAUCAGAGCGCAACUGAUACAUUGAUUAGCCGCUAAAACUAGCAGAUUAUAUUUCCACAACUGAAUCGGCAGCUGAUGAAACACUGUUAUCGAUAUGGCUUGUUUAAUAUUAAAAUGAACAAACAUCUCUAACAUGAGGGGAAAAACACUAUUAAAAACACUAUAUCUUGUUCUUAUACCACUCUUACACAGAUUGCUAAACUGGCAGUUACCAACUACUCACCUUCAUAACUACACUACAGGCUGCAUUAGUAAACUUGAUGUAGUUUACUAGUGUAAAAAUGCAUCCAGAUCUACCUUUAGCAUCAGGAAAACAUAACACACAAAUAUCUUGAUGUGAAGCAAUAAAUAGUAAAUGCUAAUUAACAGAAACUAAUAAGACUGCUAAGAAGGCUGAGAAGCUCCACCCUGUCGCUACAUUAUUUAUUAUUUAUUAUUAUUUAUUGUGUGAGUUUAUGCUGAUAGUUCAGACCUGGCAGUCAUAUUUUACAUUUCACAGUUGACAACUGGCAACCAUAUCAGUCAGUAAAUUACUGUUUAAAUAUUGGAGAAUUUUUGAUUAUAUAAAUUAUAACGGCCGAUAUUAUUGGUUGAACUUUUAGCACCAUAAAGACAACUUGAAAUCAAAAUUGGCCUUUUUACUUUGUUAGGUCAUGUUCCUGAUCAUAUUAAGCACAGUUCAUGAUAUGUAAUUGUAUUUAAAAGACAAAAUUCUUUUCCCGCCAUCUUCCUUCAAAAUGUAAUAACUUUAGCCCACCUAUAUUACAUCUUCUCAUUUUUGGUUACAAGACUUUGCAUCAGCGUGGCAGAGAAAAAUAAUAUUAAUCAAUAAUAUCAUGUUUCGCCUCCUCCUCCCACCAUCCUGAAAAUGCUCAGCUAGC